Molecule: messenger RNA, 3160 nt
Organism: Coregonus sp. 'balchen'
Lineage: Eukaryota; Metazoa; Chordata; Actinopteri; Salmoniformes; Salmonidae
Source: the annotation of a GenBank genome assembly
GCAGUUGAAGAUGUCAAUGUCACAUUUGAAGACCAGAAGAAGAUUAAUACAUUUGCCAGAAACACAAAUCGAAUGACAGAGUUUAAAGAUGAAAUAGAAGCAAAAAAGGUAAGAGUGGUCAGUAUAGUGUAAUGAUCAUGAAAAUCUCAAUAAUUCGAUUUUCUUUAGACUUGUUUCUUAUUCUAGUAACGGUACAUCAUAUAGUCACUACCGGUAUAUUAUAUACAGUAGUCUAACUAUAACCAUCAAUUAGGGCUGGGUGAUAUAUCAAAUAAAUGUGAUUAAUUUGAAUGUAUGUUUUUGCGCGAUAUUCCAAAUGCCUGUAUUGCAGAAUCAAGGUUUAUUGUAUUUUUUCGUUUUUAUGAGCGUUUAUGUCCGCUUGUCAUGUUGUCUUUUUGGUCUCGUUCUCUUCUUCUGUGCUGUGCACCUUCACAUUUCUUCCAGUUCUCUGCUGCAAAUGACUGGAACGAACUGCAAAAAUCUCUGAAGCUGGAGACACUUAUCUCCCUCACUAACUUUAAGCAUCAGUUGUCAGAGCAGCUUACCGAUCACUGCACCUGUACACAGCCCAUCUGUAAUUAGUCCACCCAACUACCUCAUCCCCAUAUAGUUAUUUACAUUGUUAUUUAUUUUCCUCAUUUGCACCCCAGUAUCUCUAUUUGCACAUCAUCUUCUGCACAUCUAUCACUCCAGUGUUAAUACUAAAUUGUAAUAAUUUUGCACUAUGGCCUAUUUAUUGCCUUACCUCCAUAACUUACUACAUUUUCACAAACUGUAUAUAUAUAUUUUCUACUGUGUUAUUGACUGUACAUUUUGUUUAUUCCAUAUGUAACUGUGUUGUUGUUGUUUUUAUCGCACUGCUUUGCUUUAUCUUGGCCAGGUCGCAGUUGUAAAUGAGAACUUGUUCUCAACUGGCUUACCUGGUUAAAUAAAGGUACAACAAAAAAAUAAAACACCAGAGAUCUGUAUAUAAUGACGAGAUGCUCAUGUCUCCGCCCUAACAAUGGUAGUCGUUGUCCCAAAGGUGGGAAGGCAGGCGACAAGCUUACGUUCUAAAUAAGCGCAUAGGGUUUAUUUUGGACAGAUUUUGGUGAGAGUGAAACCUCUCGCUUCUCCUCCCAAGCCCUUCCCCCUACCACUCACUCACAACAACAAAGAUGAGAUCACUUCUUAGAUUUGAGAUUUUAGUCAUUUAGCAGACGCUCUUAUCCAGAGCGACUUACAGGAGCAAUUAGGGUUAAGUGCCUUGCUCAAGGGCAUACUGACAGAUUUUUCACCUAGUCAGCUCGGGGAUUAGAACCAGCGACCUUUCGGUUACUUGCACAACGCUCUUAACCACUAAGCUACCUUCCUCUCUGACAAACGGUUUCAAUUCGCUAUUUGCGUUUACAUUUUAGUCAUUUAGAAGACGAUCUUAUCCAGAGCGACUUACAGUUAGUGAGUGCAUACAUUUUCAUACUGGCCCCCCGUGGGAAUCGAACCCACAACCCUGGCGUUGCAAACGCCAUGCUCUACACGGGACUAAGGUUUGGUCCAACAUAAUCGGUCAUAUGAACACCGAAACACAUGGAGACAUUAUUUUACUGUAAUAGAGGAGAAGUUAACCUUUCGAACCAUACCCUGUUUAUGUUAUAACUCCUCAAAUUUCGAGCAGAACAUACACUACUAAACCCGAUGUACCAAUGAACAUUCAUUCUGGAAAAUUAAUGCUCAGUUUUUCGCGCGUGCAUUAUGGUACCACGUAUAUCGUUACAGCAUUCUAGUCAGAUAAAGAUGGCUAUACUAGCAUAAAACAAUUUAUAUAAGGAAUUGGCAACUCGUUCUCAUUCUGAGAAAUAAGGUAGGCCACUUUAUUUCAACAUCUGAACAAAGUAGACAGGCUAACAUGCUGUUCAAACAGUUGAGACGGACAGAAGGUUGUGUUCAUAACAAUUCAACUGGUUUGCCGUGUUAGCUGAAUUCAGAGCUUGUGAAAUUAUACCUAGAUCCAAGUUGGCUAAACUUGAAAUAUAAAUAUAGGCUGGCUACUCACUAGCACGUGGGCUUGUGCUUGAGAUAUUGUUUAUGAGACCGGUGUUAAUGUCUAUAGUGGCUGCUACAUUAUUAGUGAAUGUGCAUUAUGCAUGAUUCUGGUUAAAUUUGUCACAAAAAGGGCAUUUUUAUAGACAGACCUGAAAGACAGAUCAGUGAUUAUUGCAACAAAAGAAAAGCAGGUACAACUAUUUUUAUAAAAUAAUAAAUUUAUUAGUGGGUGUUAUGGUUGUGGAAGGCAUAUAUUCAGCCUAGGUAUAAUUCCACAAGCUCUGAAUUCAUUAGAUUAUUGCUGAAUGUUUUAAAUUCAGUGUAUUUGACCAUUAAUUGUACAACAAAGCUUAUUUUAAAAUAAAUCGAGAUAUAUGUUGUGAAUCGGCCAUAAGUUAGAAAACAAUUUAGGCAUGAGUUUUAGGCCAUAUCGCCCAGCCAUACCGGCAAUCUGCAUUCUUCUCUUCUCAGAAAUCUCUACAGAAUCUGCAGGAUGCCAGUGAUGACCUGAUGAUGGCUGAGGAUGACACUCUGCUCGUCCCGUAUCAGAUUGGAGACGUCUUCAUCAGUCACACCCAGGAAGAGACCCAAGAGAUGUUGGAAGCUGCAAAGGUAUUGGUAUUAUGAUAUGAGUCGUGUAGAAGUUAGGGGUGUGGGCCUACCUCAGAAACCGGGAUGCCUGUUCCUAAGGCAAACAUGGAUGGGUUGUUUAACUAAUUUUAACGUUGCAUAAUGAAGCCAAAGGCAGAGAUGUCAAGGUAUUAUGGUUGACCCUAUUAUUAAGAAUGCAACCUUAAUCAUUUGAACCAUUCUGAUUUAUUACUAUGUCAGACCUUAGUAUAAAUAGUUCUAUUAACGUGCAUUGUUUGUGGCUACAGGAACUACUGCAGCAGGAGAUCAAAGACCUAGAAAGGAAGGUGUCGACGAUACAGCAGGUGUUGGGUGAUCUGAAGGUCCAGCUCUACGCCAAGUUUGGGAACAACAUCAACCUGGAGGCAGAUGAAAGCUGAUCCUAGAUUUGUUUGUGCUGUUUAGUAUGACAAUUAGUCAAUGAUUAUAGGAGUUGACAAGAUGCCACAAACAGAUCUGGGAUCAGGUUAAGUGGGCAACUAUCUCUUUACACAUGGAGUUUUCAUGC